Abrus precatorius (Indian licorice) is the source of this 1268-nucleotide messenger RNA. RefSeq lists its product as uncharacterized. NCBI's taxonomy places the organism in Eukaryota, Viridiplantae, Streptophyta, Magnoliopsida, Fabales, Fabaceae. The record is from RefSeq and is a predicted model, not a curated record. The coding region runs from base 159 to 488 and encodes 109 amino acids. The transcript has a single exon.
UUCUAACUGGUCAAGCAUUCCAAACCCAAACAAAGGUUCACGAACCUUCCCUCAUUCUUUCAAUAUAAAUCCCCGAAUUUUCAGAAGCUCCUCCAAACCCAAAACUAGAACUUUGAAAAAAACACACACCAAGUUUCCCUUUCCUAAAAUUCCUUCAUAUGAUGAGAGAAAUGGAAAAUACCCUUCAGCUACAAACCAAAGAAAGUUUACAACUUCCACCAAAGAUGGGUGAGAUCAGUGAUGGUCACAAAAGGGGUUACUUGGCCAUGACUCCCCGGUCUAGACCAGCUUGCACAUGCUCGAACCGGCCCGGUUCGGUUCGGUGCGCGCGGCACGGGUAUGUGGUGCCAGGGGAGAGAUUGAAGAAGCGCGUGGCGAGUAAAGAAAUUCUGAGAAGGGCACUAACGCCACCACCAAAACGUUUAGCCCUUAGAUGGUUGAAUUUCAGACCAACCCCUAGCAGGCUUUCUAACAUGUCCAUGGCUUGAUUCUCUCUCUCUCUCUCUCUCUUUUUUUUUUCUUCUUUGGAUGUUUGUAUAAUUGAGUUUAACAAUCCAAUGAAAUUAGAAAUUAGAUUAUUCUAUAUUCUUUAUAAAGUUUCAUUUUUUUGCAAUAGGGUAAUUUAGUUAUUGAAAGCUGGAAUUGUCUACAUGUAUAGGCUCAAAUUUUUGUAUAUGAUUUGCCGUCACUUGCUCUAAUUCAAGUUGUGACGGUUAAAUUGUAUGAAGCUGGUGGUUUAUGGGUGUAUUAAUUUUUGCUUUGUCAGAAUCACAGCUUUGGUGACAGCGAUGACAAUUAUUGUCUGUCCCAUAAUAAUUACAGGAAUCAGAGAUAUUCUUUCAAUAGUUUUGGUGGAAAUUUUUUUGACAACUUCCCAUAUGGUGGUGUAUUCAUGUCGUGGUUGUUAGACACGUUUAUAAAGUAUGGUAGCAGCAUAUUUUUCUUCAUUCACUUUAUCAAGAUUUACUGUGGUAGCAGCUACUAUAAUGUUGUUGCACACACAACAAAUCUGUAGUUUUCGGGGCAUUUGAUUUCGAAUUGUGCAGGAAUGUUAGAUUUGUCCCGUUCUUCUAUACCUAAGCUUUAUUCCUUUGAUCUUUUCUUCUGAUUUUCUAACAAGAGAAGGGUGAGAAAAGGAUAGGAGAUGAGAAUCUUUAGAUUACUGACACCAGCUUACAGCAAUUUCAUUUGAACUGGCACACAGAAUCUAAUGACAAAUGAACAUGUUCAAAAUCUAAAUACACCUCAAAUAUAAAAUACAAUUAUUG